UUUCAACUAUUUGAAAUAGUUGGUAUUUACAAAUAACAUCUGAAAUGCAGCUAUAUUUGUCACAGGUCUGGUCAGCAGUGAGGCGGACAGCAGCACCCUGUGGUGUUACAGUCUGGGGGGAAGAUGGCACAGUCCCAGCACAGUGAUGGGUUUGUGGAUCAGCACAGGGCCUCUCUCAUUCAGAAUGUGAAGGAGGUCCUGGCCAUUGCGGACAGGAUGCUUGAGAAGAAGAUGAUCCAUCCAGAGACCUACUCCAAGAUCCGCGGUGCCACCACCAGGCAGGACCAAAUGAGAGAGCUGUACACAGCCCUGGACUCUGGGGGCCCAAUAGUGAAAGCUGAGUUUUCCAAAAUCCUGCAAGAUAUGAACCUUUAUCUUGUCCAAAACCUAAGUAAGACUUGUUAUUAA
Polyodon spathula (Mississippi paddlefish) is the source of this 408-nucleotide messenger RNA. Its product is annotated as NACHT, LRR and PYD domains-containing protein 1 homolog. NCBI's taxonomy places the organism in Eukaryota, Metazoa, Chordata, Actinopteri, Acipenseriformes, Polyodontidae. The coding region runs from base 124 to 408 and encodes 94 amino acids. The record is from RefSeq and is a predicted model, not a curated record. The transcript is spliced from 2 exons. Gene Ontology annotation, biological process: innate immune response; inflammatory response; regulation of apoptotic process.